AGGAGUCAUUACAGCUGACUUUCUAUCAGGAUUAUUUCACUGGGGAGCAGACACCUGGGGAUCUGUGGAACUACCCAUAGUUGGAAAGGCUUUCAUCAGACCAUUUAGAGAACAUCAUAUUGACCCCACAGCAAUUACCAGACAUGAUUUCAUAGAGACCAAUGGAGACAACUGCUUUAUGACAUUAGUCCCGUUGGCAAAUAUGGCAUACAAAUUUGUUUCUUUUUCCCCAGAGGCAUUAUAUGAAACAUGUCCAUGGGAGUGCUACGUCUUUGCCCUGAUCAUCUUCAUAACCAUGACGAACCAGAUUCACAAGUGGUCCCACACGUACUUUGGUCUUCCUCGUUGGGUCGUCUUUCUACAGGACUGGCAUGUUAUCCUGCCCCGGAAACACCACAGGAUCCACCACGUGUCUCCACACGAGACGUAUUUCUGCAUUACAACUGGUUGGCUGAACUAUCCACUAGAGAAGAUAGGAUUCUGGAGGUGCUUGGAGAACAUCAUCCAAGGAAUUACUGGGGAGAAGCCAAGAGCAGAUGACAUGAAAUGGGCUCAAAAAAUUAAAUAACUUUUGCCAGCCUUCUGCAAUCCUCAUCUUUGUUGCCAAUGUUUUUUUUUAAAAAAAGAAAGCCAUCAGCCAAAUUCAAGACUUGCAAA
Tinamus guttatus (white-throated tinamou) is the source of this 657-nucleotide messenger RNA. The record is from RefSeq and is a predicted model, not a curated record. Lineage: Eukaryota; Metazoa; Chordata; Aves; Tinamiformes; Tinamidae.